AUGAGCAAAUCUAUACCAAAACCUGCCACUCACAACUACAGCAAUACCAAUGAGGCUCAAGGAGGCUACGCCAUACUUAAGAAACAUCUCGCUCAGAUUAAAGACUACUGCCGAACUUUGCGCAAACCACUACUCAUUUUUACCGACAACGCACUACUCAAUACGGCACUCAACAAACCGGAACCAGACGACAAAGGCGACGUCUACUAUUUCGCUAACAAAAUACUCAGACUACUUAAGACGGUUGACAAUAAAGUCACAUACUACCACAUUCACGGAAAGUUCAACCCAGCUGAUGCACCGAAUAGGCAACCUACCGACAAGUUAAAAAUAGACAAGAAGAGAUAUACCUCAGAAAAUCGAUUGUGGGCCAACGAUAGAUUCUAUCGCACACAAGAAUCAAGCCGCACACCAACGGCCAAUUAUAUUUCUCGCCCACAAUUGCUAACUCAAGAAUUAAUUAAUACCCGCAAGAGACCUCCGGACCACGAUUUAUUAUUUACCGGGAGACGCCGUCUCCAACAUGAAACUGUAAACAUUUAA
This is a messenger RNA of Gregarina niphandrodes, 543 nucleotides long. RefSeq lists its product as hypothetical. Bases 1 to 543 code for a protein of 180 amino acids. NCBI's taxonomy places the organism in Eukaryota, Apicomplexa, Conoidasida, Eugregarinorida, Gregarinidae. The record is from RefSeq and is a predicted model, not a curated record. The transcript has a single exon.